Austrofundulus limnaeus is the source of this 1974-nucleotide messenger RNA. Its product is annotated as ankyrin repeat and KH domain-containing protein R11A8.7. Gene Ontology annotation, biological process: regulation of cyclin-dependent protein serine/threonine kinase activity; regulation of G1/S transition of mitotic cell cycle; negative regulation of cell population proliferation. The record is from RefSeq and is a predicted model, not a curated record. Gene Ontology annotation, molecular function: protein kinase binding; cyclin-dependent protein serine/threonine kinase inhibitor activity. The transcript has a single exon. Gene Ontology annotation, cellular component: cytoplasm; nucleus. NCBI's taxonomy places the organism in Eukaryota, Metazoa, Chordata, Actinopteri, Cyprinodontiformes, Rivulidae. The coding region runs from base 248 to 1543 and encodes 431 amino acids.
CCCCACAGUUUCAUUUUCCUGUUUCCACAAAUGUUGGCUGAAUUAUGAGCCUCUCUUGAGCCUGAAACACUUUAUUGUCAUUAUAAUUCAAACAUUUCCAUCAGAAAGAAGAACAAAGCUGGUAAUAAGUUCCCGUUGCCAGGCAACCUAGUAGCAUCAUUUUCCUGCCUCUAUAACAAGGAUGGAGGGUUUGCUUUUCAGACAGACUCAUCAGUUUUCAUGUUUGGUUCAGUGAUCGUGUGUCAGUAUGUUCAGAACUAAAGCUGAUGAGCAGAGCGGCGCACAGAUCCUUCUGGAGGCCAUGUCUAAGGAUAAAGUCCACCUGGCCAGGUUUGUGUUGGACGCCCUGGAUGGGGGGAUCGUGGACUCCAGAACUGACGGCGCGCAGACUCCCCUCAUCUCCUCCAUCCUGCUGCCAGACGGCCAGGCUCGGUGCAAGUUCGCGGAGCUCCUGUUGCAGAAAGGAGCCAGCGUCAACAACCAGGACGGGACCGGGCGCACCGCGCUCAGUUACGCCUGUGAGCAGGGCUGCCUGGACGCCGUGAAGAUCCUGGUCCGAAACGGCGCAGAUCCGGAGGUCGAGGACUCGUGGGGAAACACUGCGCUGAUGUACGCCGCCGCCGCGGGCCACUCCUCGGUCGUAGAGUUCUUGGUGAGAGCGUUCAAGAGGCUGGGUCUGCAGGUGGACCGGCAAAACAAAGCUGGGAACUCCGCCGCGGGAGUGGCGAACUUUCUGGGUCACUCUGAGUGCGUUUCUGCGCUCAUCUCCGGCAAGAGCCGCGGGGCUGGCGGAGACGAUCAGCGCGCYUUGGAAAACGAGUUUGAAAAGAAAGUUGGCGAUUUGGCGAACAAACUCGAGGAUCUCCAAACGCGUGAUCGCGCACUGAUGGUUCAAAACUCCACCUGGCGUCCAAGACCUCGACUAAAGCAGAACCGGCUGCAAUCAAUGGACCCAAUCGGAGAGUCUCCUCUGGUGCCGCAGCUGACCUCCAGAAAAAACUCUCAGCAGUUUCUCGUGACUCCUGGUGAACACUUGCCCCCUCUUGUACAAAAACCUCCUUUCCCGUCCCCACAGCCCAACAGAAACACAACCCUGGAGGUCUUACUGACGCCCAUCCCUCCCCAGAAAUGUGAGACCGAUGGGCGGAAAGAGAAACAUGUUGCUGUUCGACUUAAUGAGAGUUAUUACAGGAAAAGAUGCAGCCUGCCAACCAGCAUGCUCUGCCCCACACCUCCGGAGCGCGCUCCUCUUCCUCUGAGCAAACUCAGACCCGUGAGGAGGCGCGAAGAGCCGCCCACCUCCGCCGCCACAGCCCUCUCAGCUCUGAGCAACAAGCUCCUCCGUAGAUUCACCUCCCCGGAGAUCAAAAAGGACCACAGAGAUCCGGAGCAGGAGCAGAGUUCAAGUCGGAUGUCGAGAUCAGAAACGUUCCCGCAGGCUCAGAGACACCCUCAGGUGGACAGCACACCCAGCAUCGACAGCAUCAGCUCCGUCAAGUGCGAGUUUGACUUCCACCUCAGAAAACCAAACUCUAUGUCGUGACAGCCGUGCGUAAAAUCCACAGUGAUCCUUCAGGAUAAAGUGACCACAGAAACCAUGCGCUCUACUUAUAUUAUUUAGUGCAAAAUAUCCGCACCACUCAGUCAUAUAAAGACAUUCAUUAAGUCAUGGAAGAGCCGCGUGCAGCUGAGGCUGAAUGACUGAAACGUGCGUAAAGAUGUCUUUAAACGCAAAGAGCAACUUCUAGUUCCUGUAGAUUAUCUUGUGUUCAUCUGUCACUCCUCGGAGGGGGGGGGGCAUCGAGGGUGAAGGGGUGAUGGGCAGUCUAUAAUUUACAGUAGGCCUAUGUUUUAUGUGUUGCGCAAAGUUCUAAUGUAUUCUAAUGUUUGGAUGCGCGCGCGUGUGUGGGGGAUGAUGGUCAUGAUUUUAAAUGGCUUUGCUGCCAUGAGAUAAGUGUAGCUACACAACACAUG